Messenger RNA from Kwoniella shivajii, 4212 nucleotides. RefSeq lists its product as uncharacterized. The coding region runs from base 1 to 4212 and encodes 1403 amino acids. Gene Ontology annotation, biological process: long-chain fatty acid biosynthetic process. The record is from RefSeq and is a predicted model, not a curated record. NCBI's taxonomy places the organism in Eukaryota, Fungi, Basidiomycota, Tremellomycetes, Tremellales, Cryptococcaceae. The transcript is spliced from 13 exons. Gene Ontology annotation, molecular function: 3-oxoacyl-[acyl-carrier-protein] synthase activity; magnesium ion binding; holo-[acyl-carrier-protein] synthase activity. Gene Ontology annotation, cellular component: fatty acid synthase complex.
AUGGCAGCCGCUGGUUUGGAUGACGAGAGUACAGCUCGACGUGACCUCACGUCGAGGUGUAUUGCUAUUAUGAACCGAGCGGAUCCCCAACUUAUCCAAUAUAUGCAAUACCAUAUCAACAAAGCCGACGCUUCAAAAGGUCCCAACUAUGAAAAAGUAAAGAAGUUUGGACAGAUUCUGUUAGAGAAUUGUCAAGAGGUUGUCGACAAACCCCCCGUGUACCGAGAUGUCGCCCUUCCCACCGCUCCUCACACCGAAGUAUCGGCCAAAGGUGACAUUGUGUACUCUGAAAUUUCAAGAGAGAACGUGAGGAAGCUUGAGAGUUAUGUCAAAGGUGAAGUAGAACCCGCGGUAAACCUUGACAAGGUCCAAUCCGAUAUCGACAAGCUUUGGGAGCUUGUAAACUCUCAACCCUCAAUCACUCCCGCUCAAAAAGCUGCCAUCAAAUCCAUGUACGGUGAAGUUGUCAAAUCAUUGGGUAAAGAUGCUGUGAUAGAGAACCCAGCUGUGACUAGAACCAAAGGUGCUAAGCAAAGACGAUCCUCAUCAUCUUUCUUGCGACCAAAUGUUGAGGAUAGAACUGAGGUGGAGGAAGCGCAUCUUCCUUUCUUGCAUUUGAAGAGAAAGACUGGAACCAGUUUUGCUUAUUCUCAGAAACUCACCAAUAUCUACUUUGAUGUCCUCACUGAGAUCGCUACUUCCGGUGUCACCUUUGCCAAAAAGGCCGCGCUUCUUACCGGUGUUGGAAAAGGAUCAAUCGGUGUGGAGAUCUUGAAGGGUUUGCUUUCCGGUGGUUGUACCUGUAUUGUGACUACCUCUCGAUACAGCCGAGCUGCUGUAGACUACUACAAGAACAUCUUCCAUGAGAUCGGUUCCAAGGGCUCAAAACUAGUCGUUGUACCAUUCAACGGAGAUGUCGAAGCUCUUGUCGACUACAUCUAUUCUACCCUACAAAUUGAUCUUGACUAUAUCAUCCCAUUUGCUGCUUUACCUGAAAACGGUCGAGAGAUUGAUGGUAUCGACGAUAAAUCUGAACUUGCCCAUCGACUCAUGUUGACCAAUCUUCUUCGACUUCUCGGUGCUGUAAAGGUCAAAAAAGCCGCUCGACACUUUGUCACGCGACCUACGCAAGUUGUACUCCCCCUUUCUCCAAACCAUGGUAUCUUUGGUAACGACGGUCUUUACGCUGAAUCCAAGAUCUCCCUUGAAACUCUUUUCAACAGAUGGUCCGCUGAAUCAUGGGGCGAGUACCUCUGUAUUGCCGGUGCUGUCAUCGGUUGGACUCGUGGUACGGGCCUUAUGAGCGCCACCAACUUUGUUGCUGAAGGUCUUGAGAAACUUGGUGUACGAACAUUCUCUGCUAAAGAAAUGGCUUUCAAUAUACUGGGUCUUAUGCACCCUCUCCUCUUCGACAUCACUCAAAUUGAGCCUAUCUGGGCUGAUCUCAAUGGUGGUAUGGACCGAGUUGCCGGUCUUGCCGAGGUCAUGACCUCUAUCCGACUUGAUCUCAACCGAGUCGCUGAUUUGAGGAAAGCCAUCACCGUCGACAAUGCCGCUGAUUUCCGAGUCAUCAACGGUGGGGAUGCCGAACGACUUCAUCAAAAAGUAGCCAUCGCACCUCGAGCCAACUUCAACUUUGACUUCCCCAAAAUCGACUCUCCUGAUGUCCUCGCUGAACUCAGUCAUCUUCAAGGUCUCAUUGAUCUCGACAAGGUCAUCGUGUGUACUGGUUUCGCCGAACUGGGCCCUUGGGGUUCUUCUAGAACACGAUGGGAGAUGGAAGCUCGUGGUGAGCUCACCAUUGAAGGUUGUAUCGAGUUAGCUUGGAUGAUGGGACAUAUCAAGCACUUUGAUGGAAAAUUGAAGAACGGUCAGACGUAUGUCGGUUGGGUCGAUUCCAAAUCCAGUGAUCCUGUGGACGAUAAAGAUGUCAAAUCUAAGUAUGAAAAGGAGAUUAUGGAACAUGCUGGUAUCCGACUCAUCGAGCCAGAUCUUGUUUUCGGUUAUGAUCCGCUCAAGAAAUCUUUCCACCAAGAGAUCGAGCUCAACCACGAUCUCGAACCCCUUGAAGUCUCCGCUGAAGAUGCUCAACGAUUUGUUCGAGAACAAGGCGAUAAAGUUGAUGUCUGGGCUCAAGCAUCUGGUGAAUGGUUCGUCAAGUUUAAGAAAGGAGCGAGAGUCUUCCUUCCUAAAGCUGUUAAAUUCGACCGAGUGGUUGCUGGUCUUUUACCCACCGGAUUUGAUGCCAAAAGAUUUGGUAUCCCCGAGGACAUUGUCACCCAAACCGAUCGAACCGCCCUCUGGGCUCUGGUCUGUGUCAUGGAAGCAAUCAUUUCUUCCGGUAUAACCGAUACCUACGAGCUCUACAAAUACGUUCACCCAUCUGAGGUUGGUACCGCACUUGGUUCAGGGGUUUUGCUGAUAAUUAGUUUCAUCAACACUGUUGCUGGAUGGGUCAAUCUUCUUCUGCUCUCUUCUUCCGGUCCUGUCAAGAUCCCCGUUGGUGCUUGUGCUACCGCUCUCCAAUCCGUCGAGAUCGCUUGUGACUCCAUUCUCAGUGGUAAAGCCAAGGUCAUGAUUGCCGGUGGUUUCGAUGAUUUCUCCGAAGAAGGUUCUUUCGAAUUCGCCAACAUGAAAGCCACCUCGAACGCCGAGACCGAACUUGCCAUGGGACGACAACCCAACGAGUUCUCUCGACCCAUGACUUCCACCCGAUCAGGUUUCAUGGAAUCUCAAGGUUGUGGUGUACAUGUCAUGAUGUCUGCCAAGACCGCUCUUGAAAUGGGUGCUUCCAUCCAAGGUAUUGUCGCUUAUACCUCCACCCACACCGAUAAAGCUGGUCGAUCCAUCCCAGCUCCUGGUCGUGGUAUCCUCUCCACCGCUCGAGAGAUCACUCCCAAGGAAGCUCUCCCCAUCCUCGAUACCAAAUACCGAGCCCGACAACUUGCUUUCCGACGAAAACAAAUCUCCCAGUGGCUUGAGAACGAGCAUGAGCUUCUUCGAUUGGAACUUGAAGCUAGAAGAGAUGCCAAAGACAACGAUACCUGGUUCCAAUCUCGAGUCAGCUUUAUCGACGACGAAGCUCGACGACAGGAGAAGGACGCCCUGGCCACUUUCGGUAUGCUUGAAGGAUCCCAUCCUAAUAUUGCCCCUCUCCGACGUGCUUUGGCUGUUUGGGGUCUGGAUGCGGACUCUGUUGGUGUGGUCACAUUCCACGGUACCUCUACUAAAGCCAAUGACAAGAAUGAAUCUGGUGUCACCAACUUGCAAUUGGAACAACUUGGAAGAACACCUGGUAACGCCGUCCCUGUGAUCGCCCAAAAAUCCUUAACUGGUCAUCCCAAAGGUGCUGCCGCUGCCUGGCAAUUCAACGGUAUGAUCCAAACGUUGAACUCUGCUUUGGUACCUGGUAAUCACAACGCCGACAACAUCGCAGAAGAACUUCGAGCAUUCCGUCAUUUAUUCUACCCAUCAAAACCUAUACAACAUGUACGAUUGGAAUGUGGUCUUUUAACGUCCUUUGGUUUCGGUCAAGUCGGUGGGCAAAUAGCCAUCGUUCAUCCCCGAUACCUCUUCGCUUCGUUGCAACCACAUGACUUACAAGAAUACAUAAAGAGAAGGUCUCAACGAGAACUUAAUACCUACUCUAGAAUGUCGCAAGCUAUGGUCAACAAUAACUUGGUGCAGAUCAAAGAAGCUCCUCCAUACUCUGCUGAGCUUGAAGCUGGCGUGUUACUCAAUCCACUCGCCAGAGCUGGACCAUCAAAGAACUCUUAUGCUUUCCAAGGGAAGUUACCUUCUUCUAUACCUCUCGACACAAAGAACGCAGAAACUCUCAAAGCAGUUUUCGCUCAAGCCAGUGAUGUGAAAGGUGUUGGAGUCGAUACCGAGUUGAUCUCCAGUGUGCCCACUUCUGAUACCUUCCGACAACGAAACUUUACCGAGGAAGAGAUCAAAUACUGCACUUCUGCCCCUGAUCCAACCGCUUCAUUCGCAGGACGAUGGGCAGCUAAAGAGGCAGUGUUCAAAGCUCUUUCGGUCCCAUCCAAAGGUGCAGGUGCGGCAUUAAAAGACAUUGAAAUUGUUUCUACUGGUUCAGGUCCAGAAGUCAAACUCUCAGGAGACGCUUUAGCUGCUGCUGGAAGUAAGAGUAUCAAAGUUUCACUCAGUCACUCUGAAACUUCCGUCGUUGCUUUUGCCGUUGCCCAAUAA